UUGGGCUGUGGGUCGCCGGAACUGAGUUGCUACAGUGUAGGUUGCUGCCCGGGAAAGUAACCAACCCGGCUGUAACCGCAACAUGGCGUGGUCCGGUAAUAAGGCAGCUGUUGUGCUGUGUGUGGAUGUGGGGAUUGCCAUGGGUAACUCCUUUCCUGGUGAAGAAUCCCCCUUUGAACAAGCAAAGAAAGUGAUGACUAUGUUUGUCCAGCGACAGGUAUUUUCGGAGAGUAAGGAUGAGAUUGCUUUAGUGCUUUUUGGUACAGACGGCACUAGUAAUGCCCUUGCCAAUGAGGACCAGUAUCAGAACAUCACAGUGCACAGACACCUGAUGCUACCAGAUUUUGAUUUGCUGGAAGACAUUGGAAGCAAAAUCCAGCCAAGUUCUUCACAAGCUGACAUCCUGGAUGCCCUGAUUGUGUGCAUGGAUUUGAUUCAGCGUGAAACCAUAGGGAAGAAGUUUGGGAAGAAGCAUAUUGAAAUCUUCACGGACCUCAGCAGCCCGUUCAGCCAAGAUCAGCUGGAUGUUAUUCUUUGUAACUUGAAGAAGUUUGGCAUCUCCCUGCAGUUCUUUCUACCUUUCCCGGUUGGCAAGAAUGAGGAGACUGGAAACAGAGGAGAUGGCACCUCUGGCUUGGAGCACCAAGGACCUUCUUUCCCUCAAAAAGGAAUUACUGAGCAGCAAAAGAGAGGCAUCCGUAUGGUGAAAAGGGUGAUGAUGUCUUUAGAUGGUGAAGAUGGACUGGAAGAAAUUUAUUCCUUCAGUGAGAGUCUACGGCAGCUGUGUGUCUUUAAGAAGCUUGAGAGGCGUUCCAUGCCCUGGCCCUGCCAGCUGACCAUCGGCCCCAACUUGUCUAUAAAGAUUGUAGCUUAUAAAUCGAUUGUACAGGAGACAGUUAAAAAGAGUUGGAUAGUUGUGGAUGCCAGAACCCUAAAGAAGGAAGAUCUACAGAAAGAAACUGUGUAUUGCUUAAAUGACGAUGACGAAACUGAGGUUUCCAAAGAGGACACCAUUCAAGGUUUCCGCUACGGAAGCGAUAUAGUGCCUUUCUCUAAAGUGGAUGAGGAACAAAUGAAAUAUAAAUCGGAGGGGAAGUGCUUCUCUGUUUUAGGAUUCUGUAGAUCUUCUCAGGUUCAUAGAAGAUUCUUCAUGGGAUAUCAAGUUCUAAAGGUCUUUGCAGCAAAAGAUGAUGAGGCGGCAGCUGUUGCACUCUCUUCCCUUGUUCAUGCUUUGGAUGAGUUAAACAUGGUCGCCAUCGUCCGAUACACUUACGACAAAAAAGCUAACCCUCAAGUUGGUGUAGCCUUUCCUUAUAUUAAGGAUGCCUAUGAGUGUUUAGUUUAUGUGCAGCUGCCUUUCAUGGAAGACUUGAGGCAAUACAUGUUUUCAUCGCUGAAUAACAAUAAGAAGUACACUCCCACAGAGGCACAGUUGAGUGCUAUUGAUGAUCUGAUUGAUUCUAUGAGCUUGGUAAAGAAAAAUGAGGGAGGAGACAUCAUUGAAGACUUGUUUCCAACCUCCAAAAUUCCAAAUCCUCAAUUUCAGAGAUUGUUUCAGUGCCUGCUGCACAGGGCCUUACAUCCCCAGGAGCAGCUGCCCCCCAUUCAGCAGCAUAUUUUGAAUAUGCUGGAUCCCCCCACUGAGAUGAAAGCAAAAUGUGAGAUUCCACUCUCUAAAGUGAAGACCCUUUUCCCUCUGACGGAAGCCAUCAAGAAGAAGGACCAAGUGACUGCCCAGGACAUUUUCCAAGACAAUCAGGAAGAGGGACCUGCUGCUAAAAAAUGCAAGACGGAGAAAGAAGAAGGUUACAUAAGUAUCUCCAGCCUGGCUGAAGGGAGUGUCACCAAGGUUGGAAGUGUGAAUCCUGUUGAAAAUUUCCGUGUUCUUGUGAGACAGAAGAUUGUCAGCUUUGAGGAAGCAAGUCGCCAGUUAAUAAGUCACAUUGAACAGUUUUUGGAUACCAAUGAAACACUGUAUUUCAUGAAGAGUAUGGACUGCAUCAAAGCUUUCCGGGAAGAAGCCAUUCAGUUCGCAGAAGAGCAGCGCUUCAACAGUUUCCUGGAAGCCCUUCGAGAGAAAGUGGAAAUUAAACAAUUAAAUCAUUUCUGGGAAAUUGUUGUUCAGGAUGGAGUUACUUUGAUCAGCAAAGAUGAAGGCCCUGGAAGCUCUGUCACCGCCGAGGAAGCCACAAAGUUUCUGGCCCUCAAGGACAAAGCAAAAGAAGACGAGACAGGACUCGAAGAAGGUGGCGAUGUGGAUGAUUUACUGGACAUGAUAUAGACCAUGGAUGUGUGGGGAACCCAAGAGUGCCAUCGCCAUGUUCUAAGAGUUCUGACAUUGCAUCCUGGAGGCCACGCAGGGGGACCUGAAGCUCUGACCAUCAUCCCAGCAGACAGCUUGGGAGCAAAUCAACCCAGACCUCCACAGUGACCACAAACACAUAUAUUACAAAGAAGAACUUGGACCCUAUCCACAUUUAUAAAGAGUCAUUAUCUUCUGACUGGCA
Molecule: messenger RNA, 2507 nt
Organism: Psammomys obesus (fat sand rat)
Lineage: Eukaryota; Metazoa; Chordata; Mammalia; Rodentia; Muridae
Gene: Xrcc5
Product: X-ray repair cross complementing 5
Exons: 21
Coding region: 83-2281 (732 amino acids)
Biological process (GO): telomere maintenance; double-strand break repair via nonhomologous end joining; cellular response to X-ray
Cellular component (GO): nucleus; Ku70:Ku80 complex
Molecular function (GO): double-stranded DNA binding; DNA helicase activity; telomeric repeat DNA binding
Source: RefSeq, a predicted model, not a curated record